CCAUCAGAGCUUCCAUGUGAUCCAACGAUGGCGAUGCCUUGUGGGUCACCCAAUCCAUGGAUUUUGGACCCACAGACAACCAUGCCGUUGAAAAAGUUAUGGGAUUUUUUUUUCUUCUUUUUGUUCUCACUCAUAAUUGGCAGCCCCGAACGGAUAGUUUCAUCGUUUUUCCGUAUAUAUGAGAGGAAAUCAAUUCGAGAGAGAGAAAGACUGAGAAUUUUGCGGUGAAAUUAAACGCUGGAAUUCCGGUACGUUUUGAUUUCACCCCCCCGAUGGCCUUAGGGGAAUUCCGGCCUCUGCUCUGCUCUUUCAGACAAUGAUCGUAGGCUGGUAAAUUGGCUUCGGAGUUGUGAAUAUUUGAGUUCGAGAUUUUCUUUCCCUUCUCGGCCACGAAAUUUGAGCUUUGAUUUGUUUAGAAGGGAAAGAAAGCGCUAUCUUGUGGGCUUGUCGGAUUUUGUCCUUGUUGUGAUUGUACAUAUUUGUAAUUUGAAAAUGAGCGUUAUUUCGGGUGUGAUUUCUCGGCAAGUCUUGCCUGCAUGUGGCAGUCUUUGUUUUUUCUGUCCAGCAAUGAGGGCAAGGUCUAGACAGCCCGUCAAGAGGUACAAGAAACUUAUCGCAGAUAUAUUUCCUCGUAAUCAGGAAGAAGGACCGAAUGAUCGGAAGAUAGGGAAAUUAUGUGAAUAUGCUGCUAAAAAUCCUCUUCGAAUUCCAAAGAUCACAUGUUCUCUUGAGCAAAGAUGUUACAGAGAAUUGAGGAAUGAGAACUUUCAAGCCGUAAUAAUUGUUAUGUCCAUCUAUAGAAAACUUUUGGUUUCAUGUAAGGAGCAAAUGCCUCUUUUUGCAAGUAGCUUGAUUAGCAUUAUCCAAACUCUGAUGGAUCAAACACGGCAGAAGGAAAUGCAAAUUAUAGGAUGUCAGACUCUAUUUAGUUUUGUGAAUAGUCAGAGUGAUGGGACUUACAUGUUUAACUUAGAAGCCUUUAUUUCAAAACUGUGUCAACUAGCUCAAGAUAGUGGAGAUGAUGAAAGGGCUGAAAACCUGCGUUCAGCUGGCUUGCAAGGACUUUCCUCAAUGGUUUGGUUUAUGGGCGAAUACUCUCACAUUUCUGUGGAAUUUGAUAAUAUUGUUUCAGUGGUCCUUGAAAACUAUGGGGCUCCUGAAAAAAAAUCAGACGACUUAAAUAACCGAUGGGUGCAAGAAGUGCAACGGGGUGAGGUUGUCACAAUGAGCACACCAUCUUGGAGGGAAAUUGUGACUGAAAGAGGUGGAGUGAACUUGACAGGGGAGGAUGUCCAGAACCCUGGCUUUUGGUCCAGGGUUUGCUUACACAACAUGGCCAAACUUGCCAAAGAAGCUACAACCAUGAGGCGUAUUUUAGAAUCUUUGUUUCGUUACUUUGAUAAUGGAAAUCUAUGGUCUACUGAACACGGUAUUGCAACUCCAGUUCUGAAAGAUAUGCAGUUCCUAAUGGACAAAUCUGGUCAAAGUACUCAUGUUUUGCUUUCCAUGUUAAUUAAGCAUCUCGACCAUAAAAAUAUCCUGAAGCGGCCUAACAUGCAGCUUGACGUUGUUGCUGUGACUACUGCCCUUGCCCAAGAUGCAAAGGUUGAACCUUCUAUUGCAAUAAUUGGUGCGGUGAGUGACUGCAUGAGGCAUUUGAGGAAGAGCAUACAAUGCUCACUCGAUGAUGCAAAUCUAGGGGAUGAUGUGAAAAGUUGGAAUAAAAGCUUAAGUGAAGCAGUGGAUCAGUGUCUGGUACAGCUAAUACAUAAGGUUGGAGAAGCAUUCCCAGUUCUUGAUGCUAUGGCUGUGAUGUUGGAGAACCAUUCUACCAUUACAGUCAUAGCGAGAACUACAAUUUCUGCUGUUUAUCGUGCUGCUCAAAUUGUUGCCUCCUUGCCUAAUUUGUCAUAUCAAAACCAGGCAUUCCCUGAGGCUUUGUUUCAUCAGUUAUUACUGGCUAUGGUCCAUCCAGAUCAUGAAACACGAGUUGCAGCUCAUCGUAUUUUUUCAGUUGUCCUUGUGCCAUCUGCAGUUUAUCCUCGUCCAGGCUCUUCGGAUUUUGAGUCUAUGAAGGCUUCUGAUCUUCCUAGGACACUCUCAAGAACCGUGUCUGUUUUUUCUUCUUCAGCUGCCCUUUUCCAAAAGCUGAGGAAUGAAAAGUUCUCCUUGCUGGAAAAUGGUCGUCCAGAUACAAAAGACAGCUCUCUUACCAAUGGUGAACAGGAAGGUGUAAGCAAUGGUAUGCUAAGUAGGUUGAAGUCAUCCUAUAGCCGGGCAUAUAGCAUGAGAAGUUCUGGACCUUUGAAAACUGAUGAAACUACCAUGAACAACUUGAGCAAAGAACCAGAAGCUUGUUCUCUACGACUCAGUAGUCGCCAAAUUACACUUUUGCUCUCAUCAAUUUUGGCACAAUCCAUAUCUCCCACUAAUUUUCCAGAAAAUUAUGAAGGAAUUGCCCAUACGUACAGCUUGAUCUUGCUAUUCUCUCGAGCUAAGAACUCAAGUCAUGAGGUCCUAGUACGAAGUUUUCAGUUAGCAUUUUCAUUGCGAGAUAUUUCUCUCAGUAAAGCAGGAUCACUGCCACCAUCACGUUGUAGAUCCCUAUUUACUCUAGCUACAUCAAUGAUCCUCUUUUCAUCAAAAGUUUUCAAUAUAUUUCCCCUUAUUGAUAGAAUGCAGGCUAUAUUCGAGGAAAAAAUGGCCGAUCCCUUCCUACAUUUGGUAGAGGACUGCAAGUUACAAGCCGUUACCAUACAGUCUGACAAAAUGACUAGUCCAUAUGGAUCUAAUGAAGAUGAUGAUUUGGCCUCAAAAUCUUUAUCAGAAGUAGAGAUUACUGACGAUCAAACUAGAGAGUCUUUUGUUUCUGAGAUUGUGAAGAGCUUGGAUACAUUUUCAGACUAUCAAUUGUCCAGAAUAAAGGAGCAGCUUCUCAGCGAGUUCGUACCUGAUGAUAUGUGUCCUCGCGGAAAUCAGCUGUUAGAGGAUACUUCUCAUGAAGCAUAUGAGUCCGCUCCAAUUUUUUCUGUUGAUGAAGAUUCUUUUGGCGAUUCAUUCGAAAGCCAAACUAAAGAUAAUCCAGAGUUGCACUUUGUGAUUCCGCUUUUGAGUGUGAAUCAACUUUUAGAAUCGGUACUCGAUACGGCGUCUCCAGUUGGAAGAAUCUCCUUCUCCAUGCCACCUGAUGUGCCUUACAAGGAAAUGGCCCACCAUUGUGAGGUACUUCUGAUGGGAAAGCAGCAGAAGAUGUCUACUUUGAUGAUUUCACAACAGAAACAGGAGAAGUUCAUGAUCUUAUCUCUGCAAAACCAAGAGAAUGAGGUUGGCAGUCCAAUCAUUGAACACUUCGCAGCCAACCCGUACCAACUUCCAUCUAGACCGAUCGUGACGCCGUGCAUGGCUGAACACCAGUGUCAUCCAAACUCAUUUAGAUUACCAACUUCAAGUCCAUAUGACAACUUUCUCAAAGCUGCAGGCUGUUGAUUCCCUUCCUGUGUAAAGCACCACAUGUUCUUUCGGUCAAACCGAACAUAUUAGGUACCCGAGCCAUUGAUUUCAACGGGCGAUGACUCGGCAACUGGAGCACAUUUUGUAAGUAGUUAUCACAGAAAAAAAAAA
This is a messenger RNA of Momordica charantia (bitter melon), 3621 nucleotides long. Its product is annotated as protein SEMI-ROLLED LEAF 2. The record is from RefSeq and is a predicted model, not a curated record. NCBI's taxonomy places the organism in Eukaryota, Viridiplantae, Streptophyta, Magnoliopsida, Cucurbitales, Cucurbitaceae.